UUUGUGCAUAGUGUGAACAUAUGUUUUGUGUGAACACAGUAGUGGGGGUGAUGUUGCACAUUGUGUGUGUAUUUCUUUAUUAUUUUGUAAUUAAUUUAGGGUUGUGAACUGUCAGCAAUUAACCAUUGUUGAAUUGUCGACUUAAGAAUUGGAUUGGAUUGGUGUUCAAGCAAGGCUUUUGAAUAAGGAUUCCUAACCGAUAUCUUUUCAUGCAAGAAUGUCUGACUCCGUGGAGGAGUGGGACGUGGAGCGGGUGCGGCAAUGGCUACACGAGCACGGCUUCUCCAGCUACACAAACCUGCUCUGCGAUCCGCACCGGCUGGAUGGCAGCUGUCUGCUGAUGCUGACGGAACAGGACCUCAAACAGCCACCACUAGAAAUCAAGGUUCUGGGGGACGUGAAGCGCCUCUGGCUGCGGCUCUGUGAGCUGCAGGGCGCCGGCUCCCGUCCCUCGGCGGUGCUGGGCUCGCCCCGGAAACAGCGCCGGAUUGCGGCGGUCGAGUCCAGUGACACAGAUGCCGUGGAAGAGGUCCCCGAGAGGGAGCGCGCGCUGCUGGGCUACGCCACCUCCCUCCGGCCGGAGCGGUUCAAGGCCGUGCUGUCCAUGCUGUACCUCCUUCUGGUCACCUGGAUCACCUCCUUCGUCAUGGUCAUCGUGCACGAUCGGGUGCCCGACAUGAAGCGCUACCCCCCGCUGCCGGACAUCUUCCUAGACAACAUUCCGCACAUUCCGUGGGCGUUCAGUAUCUGUGAACUGAUCGGUACAACUCUGCUGGUCAUCUGGAUAUCCGUCCUGCUCGUGCACAAACAUAGGUUUAUAUUGAUUCGUCGUUUCAACUCGCUCUGCGGUACCGUGUACCUGCUGCGCUGCGUGACGAUGCUGAUCACUUCGCUGUCCGUGCCGGGAGCCCACCUCUCCUGCGCGCCAAGGGAAUACGGCGACAUAUACGCCAAGCUGUACCAGGCGUACAGCAUCUGGCAUAAUGCCGGUCUCAGCAUCCAGGGGGUCCGCUCCUGUGGUGACUACAUGUUCUCGGGACAUACUGUGGCGCUGACCAUGCUCAACUUCUUCAUCACUGAGUACACACCCCGCCGCAUCUACUUCCUCCACACGUUCACUUGGCUUCUGAACGUGUUCGGUGUAUUCUUCAUCCUCUCUGCUCACGAACACUACUCGAUCGAUGUGUUCAUCGCCUUCUACAUCACGUCCCGGCUCUUCAUGUACUACCACACACUGGCCAACAAUCAGGUGAAACGCAAGCGCGCCGACGAGAAGCGCACGCGCAUCUGGUUUCCGAUGUUCAGCUAUUUCGAGGCCAACGUCCACGGCACGGUGCCCAACGAAUUCGAGUGGCCCGUGACUCGAGAGUGGCUCGCUUCGAUGGCGUCAGCUGCCAUGGAGAAGGCCAGGCAUCUGGGGGUGCUGGGAGGGGGAGGGAAGUUGAGCGUGGGGGGAGGGAGGGAGAUGAACGGGGGAGGGGUGAGGAAUGGUGUGAGGAAGCACAGACAUAGGCGCUAAGAAAUGAGAGAAAGGAUGAUGGGGGACUUGUGAGGGAUGUAAGUUGAUGAGAUAUGUGUGAUGAGGUGAAUCACGUGAUUAUGUGAGGCAUGAAAUGUGAUGAGACAAGAUAUGUGUGAUGUGAUGUCAAGUGAAGUUAUGUGUGAUAAUGUGAUGUGAGGUGAUAUGUCAUGUGAUGUGACGUGAUAUGUGUGAUGUGAUGUGAUGACGGUGAUGAAAUCGCUUGGCGAAUGUGUGAUGUGAUGUGUUGUGUUGUGUGUGAGGCAUUACUCUGUGGGUUGUAUGUGUUACUUGGCUCACUAUAAUAAUUUAUAUGAGUGAGUCAAGUGACUCCUAUCAACUCCCCUCAGCUGAUUCAUUGAGUCAGUCGUGUGAAUGAACACCUCUAAGGUGACGUAAGACGAACGAUGACGUAUAUUGACUUAGAUGACGUAAUCAAUGACGUCAUAUUUGGUGUAAUUGAAGCGGAGGAUUGUGAUCCCAAUGCUUACAAUCAAUAUCCGGAUUGUGCUGAUUAUCCUAUAAAUUUACACUGAUUAUAGGGGUUGUAGCGUGUAUCGAAGAUGAUAUUGAACGCACAUGAGCUGUAGAUUGCUUAUGAAGGAGGAUUGCUUGAGAAAAUGAGGUAACGCGCAAAGUAAAGCAGGUGUUGAGCAACUUGGAAAUUUACAUAUGAAAUGCUUCUGAUAAAGUUUGGUUGGUUUGGAAAAAUUACUUGCAUGUUUUUUUUUCUGUAAAAUAACAUCGAAAGCAUCAUUAAACUGCAUAUCUUGUGUCGUAAGAGAUGAAACAGCUGUAGUUACGUACCAUUUUUCUUUGUCGCGUUCGUGGUCAAAAUUUUCUUCAUACUAUAAAAUUCGUUGCUACUGUCUUUCUGCAAUCAUGAGUUGAGUUCGUCCCUGUCCGUUCCUAUCGUCAAUCUGUAUAAGGCAUCGUGAAUAAUUUAACAGCAUGGGCGCCUAUUUCUGCUAAGUUCUGAUACGGAUUUGUAUGUAUUUAUCGCAUAUUUGCACUCAAUCUUAUGCUUUGAUGUUGCACUAAUGCACACACGAUGCUACACAUAAAUACUUCUGCUCUGUGAUUUCUUUUGUUGCAAUCCUGUCGCAUUAUGUGGAAGUGAAGGCAAUUUGUAGUUGAUGAAAAUGCCAAUCAGAUGAUCUUACGAUUGGCCUUUGUAGCAAUCAUGGACACAACGCACAUGUAUGGAUUGAUAUGAAACUACCCAUGAUUGUCUCGAUCUCGCAUCAAGAUUGAAACGAAUGUGCUCGCAAAGCUGGCGCCUGGAGCGUGCGCGUCUAUGUAUGUGUUAGUUGGGUUAGAAUUGGGUGUCUGUGUGAAUAUCCAUCCACAACUCAGCCUUUGGUGAUAUAUGUAAACGCGUCUAUCAAAUGCAUCCGCUCAACAAUUCUUCCUACUGCGUAUUGCCGAUACUGUGAGACAGUGAAAAUCACGCACGUGCUUUAGUUAGCGGGAGAUUAUCGGAGUAGUGAGAUUCUAGUCGAUAGCUCUGUACGGUGAUUAGCUUGGUCUCCUGAUUGUUACGUUAGGGGCAUUUGUUUAGUUUGGGUUAGAAGUGGCUUUAUAACAAUAUGUUUAAGUGCAUAAAUCACUGAGACAAGUU
Messenger RNA from Amphibalanus amphitrite, 3140 nucleotides. Its product is annotated as sphingomyelin synthase-related protein 1-like. Gene Ontology annotation, molecular function: sphingomyelin synthase activity; ceramide cholinephosphotransferase activity; protein binding. The coding region runs from base 218 to 1519 and encodes 433 amino acids. The record is from RefSeq and is a predicted model, not a curated record. NCBI's taxonomy places the organism in Eukaryota, Metazoa, Arthropoda, Thecostraca, Balanomorpha, Balanidae. Gene Ontology annotation, biological process: ceramide biosynthetic process. The transcript is spliced from 9 exons. Gene Ontology annotation, cellular component: endoplasmic reticulum membrane; Golgi membrane.